AUGGAGCCCGUGACCAAGUGGAGCCCCAAGCAAGUGGUGGACUGGACGAGAGGCUUAGAUGACUGCCUGCAGCAGUACGUCCACAAGUUUGAGCGAGAGAAGAUCAACGGCGAGCAGCUGCUGCGGAUCGCCCAUCAGGAUCUCGAGGAGCUGGGUGUCACUCGGAUUGGACACCAGGAGCUGGUGUUGGAGGCGGUGGACCUUCUCUGUGCACUGAAUUACGGCCUUGAAACCGACAACAUGAAGAACCUGGUUCUGAAACUGCGCGCGUCCUCCCACAACCUGCAGAAUUACAUCAGCAGCCGGCGGAAAAGCCCCGCGUACGACGGGAACACUUCCCGCAAGCCACCCAACGAGUUCCUGACGUCCGUGGUGGAGCUCAUCGGCGCGGCCAAGGCCUUGCUGUCCUGGCUGGACCGGGCCCCAUUUACAGGGAUCACUGACUUGUCAGUCACGAAGAACAAAAUCAUUCAGCUGUGCUUGGACCUGACCACCACAGUCCAGAAGGAUUGUCUCGUAGCAGAAAUGGAGGAUAAAGUUCUAUCCGUGGUCAAGGUUUUAAAUGGCAUCUGUGACAAAACAAUCCGCUCUACCACGGACCCUGUCAUGAGCCAGUGUGCGUGCCUGGAGGAAGUCCACCUGCCGAACAUCAGACCCGGGGAAGGCCUGGGCAUGUACAUCAAGUCGACCUACGAUGGGCUGCAUGUGAUCACCGGGACCACGGAGAACUCUCCUGCAGACAGAUCCCAGAAGAUUCAUGCUGGCGAUGAAGUCAUUCAGGUUAACCGGCAGACUGUGGUGGGGUGGCAGCUCAAGAACCUGGUGAAGAAGCUGAGGGAGAAUCCCACAGGAGUUGUGCUGCUCCUCAAGAAGCGCCCGUCGGGCUCCUUCAGCUUCGCCCCCGCGCCCCUGAGAAACCUGCGCUGGAAGCCGCCGCUCAUGCAGACCUCGCCACCGCCCACCACGUCGCAGUCCCCCGAGAGCACCAUGGACGCCUCGCUGAAGAAGGAGAAGCCGGCCAUCCUGGACCUGUACAUCCCGCCGCCGCCCGCCGUGCCCUACUCUCCCAGGAACGAAAACGGGAGCUUCCUGUACGGGGGACCCAGCAAAUGCCACCGGCCAGCGCCCGGCCCCAAGGGCUCGGAGUCCCCGAACUCCUUCCUGGACCAGGAGAGCAGGCGACGGAGGUUCACCAUCGCCGACUCGGACCAGCUGCCCGGGUAUUCGGUCGAAACCAACGUUCUGCCCACGAAGAUGAGGCAGAAGACACCGUCUUACGGCAAGCCCCGGCCGUUGUCCAUGCCCGCGGACGGGAGCUGGAUGGGGAUCGUGGACCCUUUUGCCAGACCUCGCGGUCACGGGAGGAAAGGUGAGGAUGCCCUCUGCCGCCACUUCAGCAACGAACGCAUCCCGCCGAUCAUCGAGGAGAGCGCCUCGCCCCCCUACCGGUUCUCCAGGCCCCACGCGGAGCGGCAGCUGGUCCGGGGCGCGGACUACAUCCGAGGCAGCCGCUGCCACCUGGGCGCGGACCUCCACAGCAGCGCCACCAUCCCGUUCCCGGAGGAGGGGGCCAAGAAGAAGGCCGCCAAGGCCUCGGCCCCGGAGCCCUCCCUGCUGGUCAGCUGGCUCACGCGCCUCAAGCUAUUGACUCACUGA
Messenger RNA from Pipistrellus nathusii (Nathusius's pipistrelle), 1656 nucleotides. NCBI's taxonomy places the organism in Eukaryota, Metazoa, Chordata, Mammalia, Chiroptera, Vespertilionidae. The record is from the annotation of a GenBank genome assembly.